Molecule: messenger RNA, 1408 nt
Organism: Brassica oleracea var. oleracea
Lineage: Eukaryota; Viridiplantae; Streptophyta; Magnoliopsida; Brassicales; Brassicaceae
Product: post-GPI attachment to proteins factor 3
Exons: 6
Coding region: 106-1137 (343 amino acids)
Biological process (GO): GPI anchor biosynthetic process
Cellular component (GO): endoplasmic reticulum membrane
Molecular function (GO): hydrolase activity, acting on ester bonds
Source: RefSeq, a predicted model, not a curated record
CCAGACUCGUACUUGGAGGUUUGUCCAUCUGAUCUGCUCGAUCUUUCUGCUAUGUGUUUUGUUGUUUUCCCUGGAUUCUAUCUGAUAGCUUGUUGAUCUGCUCAGAUGGCAGUACGCUACUGUACAGCUCUAUUGCUGGUGUUGUCAUGCCUUUUCAGUGUUUCAUAUGCUAGUCUUGGCGAUGCCGAUCCAAACUACAGGACAUGUGUUGCAGAGUGCGAGAGAAACGGUUGCGUUGGACAAGUGUGCUUUCCUCAGUGCAAUUCUUCUUCAUCCAGUGUUGGUCCAUGGUACACACAAGAGCCUCUGUAUUUGCAAUGGCAAAAGCUGGGCUGCCAAGGUGAUUGCCGUUAUCACUGUAUGGUUAAUAGAGAGAAAGAACGGGAAUCUCUUGGUCAUGUCCCUGUCAAGUACCAUGGUAAAUGGCCCUUCAAGCGUGUCCUUGGGAUUCAGGAGCCUGCUUCUGUUGCCUUCUCUGUGCUCAACCUAGCGAUGCAUUUCCAUGGGUGGCUUUCCUUCUUCAUUACACUAUACUAUAAGUUGCCUCUGAAGCAAGAUAAGACGGCUUACUAUGAAUACGUUGGUUUGUGGCAUAUGUAUGGUCUCCUCUCCAUGAACUCUUGGUUCUGGAGUGCAGUUUUCCACAGCAGGGAUGUUGAUAUCACAGAGAGGUUGGACUACUCAUCUGCAAUAGCAGUUCUCGGAUUCUCUCUCAUCUUAGCCAUCCUAAGAACCUUUGAUGUUCGUGUCGAAGCUGCAAGAGUCAUGGUAUCCGCUCCAAUACUAGCUUUCGUCACCACCCACGUUCUAUACAUUAACUUCUACAAACUCGACUACGGUUGGAACAUGAUUGUGUGUGUGACCAUGGGAGUCGCUCAGCUACUGCUAUGGGCAAGAUGGGCGGCUGUCUCGAGACAUCCUUCUAGUUGGAAACUUUGGGUGGUUGUGGUAGCUGGAGGGUUAGCUAUGCUUUUGGAGAUAUAUGAUUUUCCUCCAUAUGAAGGCUACUUCGAUGCUCACUCCAUCUGGCACGCCAUCACAGUUCCUCUUACUGUUCUCUGGUGGAGCUUUAUUAGAGACGAUGCUGAGUUCAGAACUUGUAGUCUUCUCAAGAAGUCUAAGACAAAGGCGAAGUAAGUCUGCUUGCCGAGUCUCACGGGGAUGUUUGUUCGAUUUGCAUAUGAUUUCUAUCGACCAUAAAAUCACAAUCACUGGGAAAAAGACGAGGGAAUAUGGAUUCAAACAUUAAGAAGAAAGCAGUUUCGUUUUUGUUUAAGGAUAGGUGGUCUGUGAUUUUAUUUACCGACAGAUGCAGAUGUGUUUCUUUUUCAAUGUUUUUAAUUCUGAAAUUUGCCUUGGGCUUGACUUUGAUCAGUUGAGAUUUUUAUAACAGUUUCUCAUUCAUACA